Messenger RNA from Prunus armeniaca (apricot), 324 nucleotides. NCBI's taxonomy places the organism in Eukaryota, Viridiplantae, Streptophyta, Magnoliopsida, Rosales, Rosaceae. The record is from the annotation of a GenBank genome assembly.
AUGGAGGAAAUGAGCUCGACUUGCGGCAUCUCUUAUCUCAGUUCACUCGAACUGGUUAAGGAAUUGGGGGCAAAGGAGUUUCAUGGUAGUGUUGAUCCUGCUGAGGCUGAUGCUUGGCUUACAGAUGUCGAGCGAGUAUUUGAAGUUCUCCAGUGCCCUGAUGGAGAUAGGGUUCACCUGGCCACCUUACUUCUGAAGGGGAAUGCCUAUCACUGGUGGAAGACAGUCCGCAGAGGGUAUGCUAACCCUGCUGCCCUUACUUGGGAGGAGUUUCAGAGGGCAUUCUUCGAUCAGUUUUACCCAAGUCCGAGUUUCUGCAUCUGA